Molecule: messenger RNA, 1593 nt
Organism: Xenopus laevis (African clawed frog)
Lineage: Eukaryota; Metazoa; Chordata; Amphibia; Anura; Pipidae
Gene: ing3.L
Product: inhibitor of growth family member 3 L homeolog
Exons: 12
Coding region: 143-1288 (381 amino acids)
Biological process (GO): chromatin remodeling
Cellular component (GO): NuA4 histone acetyltransferase complex; nucleus
Source: RefSeq, a predicted model, not a curated record
UAGUCAUCCGUUGCUGACGCCUUUGUGUCCGUGAAAUCGAAAAUAUGCUGUACUUGGAGGAUUAUCUGGAGAUGAUCGAGCAGCUUCCCAUGGAUCUGCGCGACAGGUUCACGGAAAUGCGCGAGAUGGACUUGCAGAUGCCAUGGACCAAUUAGAACAAAGGGUUGGGGAGUUUUUUAUGAAUGCUAAGAAAAAUAAACCUGAAUGGAGGGAAGAACAAAUGGCUUCUAUCAAAAAGGAUUACUUCAAAGCUUUGGAAGAUGCAGAUGAGAAAGUUCAACUUGCAAAUCAAAUUUAUGACUUGGUGGAUCGACAUUUAAGGAAAUUGGACCAAGAGCUUGCUAAAUUCAAGAUGGAAUUAGAGGCUGACAAUGCAGGAAUUACUGAAAUAUUGGAAAGAAGAUCAUUGGAAUUAGACACUCCAUCACAGCCUGUGAAUAAUCAUCAUGUUCAUUCCCAUUCCUCAGGAGAGAAGCGGAAGCACAUUCCAUCAUCUCAUCAUUCAACAACCGAUCAUGUACCAGAGAAAAAGUUCAAAUCUGAAGCAUUGUUGUCCACUCUAACUUCAGAUGCUUCUAAAGAGAACACAGCAGGCUGUAGAACUAAUCUAUCUUCAUCUUCUACCAACAAUGUCUACAAUGUGAAUUCUUCCCAGCCAUUGACAUCAUAUAAUAUAAGUUCCCUUUCCACUGGAGCUGCAGCAGGUGCAAUUACCAUGGCAGCAGCACAGGCAGUUCAGGCAACUGCACAGAUGAAAGAAGGGAGACGAACCUCCAGCCUAAAAGCCAGCUAUGAAGCCUUUAAAAACACUGACUUGCUUGGGAUCUCCUUGUCUAGAGAUUCAGCUAGCUAUUCAUCAUCAGCACUGGCAUCAACAUUAACUCAGACAUUAACAUCAUCUGCAACCACAGAUUCAAGAAGUGGAAGAAAAAGCAAGAGCAACAACAAAUCUGCGAGCCAGCAGUCUUCCUCUUCAUCGUCUUCCUCUUCUCUCUCAUCAUGCUCUUCAUCAUCUGCUCUAGCACAUGAACUGUCUCAUCAACAAACUGCUGCUAUUCCAGAGUCUGAUACUAACAGCCAGGUUGACUGGACUUACGAUCCUAAUGAGCCUCGUUAUUGUAUCUGCAAUCAGGUGUCUUAUGGCGAAAUGGUAGGCUGUGACAACCAAGAUUGCCCAAUUGAAUGGUUUCAUUAUGGAUGUGUUGGGUUAUCAGAAGCUCCAAAAGGCAAAUGGUACUGCCCUCAGUGCACCGCUGCAAUGAAGAGAAGAGGCAGUAGACAUAAAUAACAUUCCUUGUAUCGGUUCAAAAUGAACUUGCAUAUUAUACCCAUUUUGUCUUGCCUGACAAGUAAACUGACAUACAUGUUCCAUGUUGCUUGUUUUCAUGUAAGAUACAUUAAGCACCACAGUAACCAUAGUGAUGACCACCAUCGCAAUGAUUGUAUUCAGUUAGUAACUACACUGGGCAUUAACAUUUUGUCCUUAUAGGAUUUCAAUAAGUUUUUUUUUUAUCUUGUGAAUAUUAUAUAUUAAAGAGGUGUCUCUUGCACGGAAUUCCAGGCUGUUACAUAUCUAAAUAUAAAAAUGUCAAA